Messenger RNA from Fundulus heteroclitus (mummichog), 762 nucleotides. RefSeq names its product crystallin beta gamma X (gene crybgx). Gene Ontology annotation, biological process: visual perception; lens development in camera-type eye. The transcript has 6 exons. Gene Ontology annotation, molecular function: structural constituent of eye lens. Lineage: Eukaryota; Metazoa; Chordata; Actinopteri; Cyprinodontiformes; Fundulidae. Bases 59 to 682 code for a protein of 207 amino acids. The record is from RefSeq and is a predicted model, not a curated record.
CUGCGCGGCACCGACUCGCCAUAUUUAAGGCGCUUUCUCGCUGCCUCGCAGAGCUGACAUGAACAUCUUCACUAAGGUCCCAGGAUUAGCCCAACAAACCAGCAAACUGGGGUCUGUGCUCCAACGUGCCUUCUAUGGGUCGACUGGGAGGGUGACCCUUUUCGAGCAGCGGAACUUCGCUGGCAGACGACUGGACCUGAACUACGACUGUCCCAGGAUCAGCGACAAGAACUUCCCAGAGAGAUGUAACUCUGUUCAGGUGGACAGCGGAGCGUGGGUCGGUUUCGAGCAUGAGAACUACCGAGGCCGGCAGUACCUGUGGGACAUGUCCGACCGGGGCGAGUACAGCUGCUACGACAAGUGGUGCGCUCAGGUGGACCACGUCUCCUCGGUCCGCUCCAUCAAACAGGACAACAACCCUCCCAGAGCUCAGCUAUUCGAGCGAGCAGGUUUCUCCGGAAAGAAGAUGGAGAUCCAAGACGACAUCCCCAACCUGUUGAGCCGCUACAACCUCAACAGAGUGGCGUCCAUCCGCGUCCUCGGGGGAGCCUGGGUCGUCUACCAGGAGCCCAACUACAGGGGGCCACAUUACGUCCUGGAGAAACGGGACUAUAACAACUUCUCCGACUGGGGCAGCCAGAACAGCACCGUGGGCUCCAUGCGCCGAGUCCGAUUCAACUGAACAAGAACCUCGACCCGAAGAGGAGCACCGAUGGAGCCUGUCAGCUUUACAUAGAAAAUAAAGACUAUUUUAGUAAUAAA